AUGUAGUAUUUAAGCAGGUGAACAACAACUAGACUCUGACGCACACUGCAGAUCCUUACUCCUCUGCGAGCUGCUUGCUUGCUGUGAUCGUUCAACCCCCACUCCAUCUGAAUCGUAUCGAGUCCCUUCAGGUCAGCCUGAAGGCCGGGCUCCGAUCAGCCAUGGCGAACGCGGCGUCCGGGGUGGCGGUGGCGGAGGAGUGCACGGCGCGGUUCCAGGAGCUGCGCACGGCGCGCGCGCACCGCUUCGUGGUGUUCAAGAUCGACGACUCCCUGGAGCGGGUGGUGGUCGACAAGGUGGGCGCCCGGGACGCCGUCUUCGGCGACCUCACCGCCAGCCUCCCCGCCGACGGCUGCCGCUACGCCGUGUACGACCACGACUUCACCGUCGGCGACGCCACCGCGCAGGGCUCCGCGGCCGAGGCGCCCCGCAGCAAGAUCGUCUUCGUGUCGUGGUCCCCGGCGACGGCGGACGUGAAGAGCAAGAUGGUGUACGCGAGCUCCUGCGAGGGGUUCAAGAAGGAGCUGGACGGCGUGCAGAUCGACCUGCAGGCCACGGAGCCCAGCGAGCUCACCCUCGACGUCCUCAACGACCACGUCUCCUAAUCGAUUGGUGGUGCUACUCCGAAAUAACGUACACGUACGCCGCAUAUAUACUUUGUGCACGGCGUGCAAUACAAAGAUGUGUGUGUGUGACUGUGUGUGUAUCCAUGUACGUACGGGUUGUCGUGAUUCCUGUGGAUUGGAUGUGUCUCUGCUAAAUAUGUUGCUAUGUUUUUUUUUUGAUGGGAUAAAUAUGUUGCUGUUACGUGCACGAAUAAAUUGACCGAUUGGUGAUGGUCCGGCUUGGGUUUU
This is a messenger RNA of Panicum virgatum (switchgrass), 854 nucleotides long. RefSeq names its product actin-depolymerizing factor 3-like. The record is from RefSeq and is a predicted model, not a curated record. Gene Ontology annotation, cellular component: actin cytoskeleton; cytoplasm. Bases 162 to 605 code for a protein of 147 amino acids. Gene Ontology annotation, molecular function: actin filament binding. Gene Ontology annotation, biological process: actin filament depolymerization. The transcript has a single exon. Lineage: Eukaryota; Viridiplantae; Streptophyta; Magnoliopsida; Poales; Poaceae.